This is a messenger RNA of Cherax quadricarinatus, 479 nucleotides long. Lineage: Eukaryota; Metazoa; Arthropoda; Malacostraca; Decapoda; Parastacidae. The record is from RefSeq and is a predicted model, not a curated record.
GCCUACCCAUGGAAGUGCCCAUGUGGCUGGGCAUCAACCUCCGCCAGCGAGGUAAAUGUCGACUGAUUCUGCCUGAGUGGAUGGAUGUUGCAAAGCUAACAGAGAAGAAAGAAGAGGAGAGCCAGUCUAAGGUAUUCACAGAGAUGCCAUGCCAACACUACCUCGUGGUGGCACAGUUGAUGUUGUCAGCAGCACCAGAGGACAUACCUAGUUCUCAGCAAGUGAAGACCCUUGUCAAGGACAUCUGGGACCUGAGGAUUUCUAAACUACGAUCCUCUGUGGCAGAGUUCAUCCAGAGUGAAGGUACUCAUGCAAAGCUGGACCGCUUAACACUGCUGGAAAUCAACAGUGUACGACCCUUCCUGCCUCACGCCUUCGACCACCUGCAUCGCCUCUCCAGAGCUGCUCACACCACCAAUCUCAACCAAACUCAAGACUUGUGACCACCUCCAUCACACACAAAUAAAUAAAUAAAUAUA